Molecule: messenger RNA, 597 nt
Organism: Cornus florida
Lineage: Eukaryota; Viridiplantae; Streptophyta; Magnoliopsida; Cornales; Cornaceae
Product: nuclear transcription factor Y subunit B-7-like
Exons: 1
Coding region: 1-597 (198 amino acids)
Biological process (GO): regulation of transcription by RNA polymerase II
Cellular component (GO): nucleus; CCAAT-binding factor complex
Molecular function (GO): protein heterodimerization activity; DNA-binding transcription activator activity, RNA polymerase II-specific; RNA polymerase II cis-regulatory region sequence-specific DNA binding
Source: RefSeq, a predicted model, not a curated record
AUGGAAGAUGGUCAGACACAUGAAAACGGGCCCACCGAGACGAGCAUUCACUCGCCCGAGAGCCCAUGUUCAAAGAACAGCAGCAACCACAACAACAACAACAACAACAAAGAACAAGAUCGCUUCCUUCCUAUAGCCAACGUUGGCCGGAUCAUGAAAAAGGUGAUUCCGGGCAACGGGAAGAUCUCCAAGGAUGCAAAAGAGACGGUCCAAGAAUGUGUGUCGGAGUUCAUCAGCUUUGUCACCGGAGAAGCCUCCGAUAAAUGCCAACGUGAGAAGAGGAAGACCAUCAAUGGAGACGAUAUCAUAUGGGCUAUCACCACCCUAGGGUUUGAAGAUUAUGUGAAGCCACUCAAACAGUAUCUCAUCAAAUAUAGAGAGUUGGAGGGAGAGAAGCUUCAUGUGCCUAAGCUGCAGCAGCAGCAACAACAGCAGCAGAGGUUUGAGCAACCACAAGUACUACUACACCAUGAAAGUCAAGAACAAAAUACUAUUAUACCUUAUAACAACCCUACUCAUGUGUAUAGUACUUCUACAACUCUUAUUCCUCAGCCUUCCUUUGUGGCAGCCAAUCAACCAUUUUCAAUGCCUUAUUGA